Messenger RNA from Cydia amplana, 515 nucleotides. It is a transcript of the gene RpII18, whose product is annotated as DNA-directed RNA polymerases I, II, and III subunit RPABC2. NCBI's taxonomy places the organism in Eukaryota, Metazoa, Arthropoda, Insecta, Lepidoptera, Tortricidae. Gene Ontology annotation, molecular function: DNA binding. The coding region runs from base 89 to 487 and encodes 132 amino acids. Gene Ontology annotation, biological process: transcription by RNA polymerase II; transcription by RNA polymerase I; tRNA transcription by RNA polymerase III. The record is from RefSeq and is a predicted model, not a curated record. Gene Ontology annotation, cellular component: nucleus; RNA polymerase I complex; RNA polymerase III complex. The transcript has 2 exons.
AUAUUCGUUUGACAAUAUAAUUGAAUUUAACAAUACAAGGUGCAUGUUUAGUUUUCAUUGUGAAUCUUUAAAGGGAACUUAACACGCCAUGGCUGAUGAGGAAUAUGAAGCUGAUGACGCGGGGGCAGACUACGAUGAUAUCGCCGAAGAAGAUGACAACAUCGAAGAAACCGAAGAGCAAGAGGAGGAGGGCUACAACGUGCAGUGUCUAGCUCCCGGCCAGGCUGGAGGGGGAGUCGAGAAAUCUAAAAGAAUUACCACCCGAUAUAUGACAAAAUACGAACGAGCUAGAGUCUUAGGUACUAGAGCACUUCAAAUAGCCAUGUGUGCCCCUGUGAUGGUGGAGCUGGAAGGUGAAACCGACCCCCUGCAGAUAGCCAUGAAGGAACUCAAGCAACGGAAAAUACCCAUUAUCAUCCGAAGAUACCUCCCUGACCAUUCCUAUGAAGACUGGAGCAUUGACGAACUGAUCAUCAUUGAUCAUUAGCUCAUGCAAUAUUUAUCAUGACUUUUGA